UUUGGUCCACUAAAUAGGAGGAAAUAGAUUCUUGGCAACUCUGGAGCUUUGCAGAAAUUUCUUUUUUCUAACGCAAAGCGAGAAGCACAUUUGUUCUUUACGAUAAUUACAAUUUUAAAAGAAAUUUUUUGGUAUGGAAGACAUAAAUACUAGCUUGGAUAAGAUGUUGGCUAAAUUUAAUGACAGUAUUACACACUCUGCUCCCAAAAAAUUAAACUUCGAGUCAUUACAUGAAUCUUUCAGUGACUCCAGGAUGGUGUCCAAAAAACGGCGAUUGUCGGAGAGCUAUGAGGAAAAUGGGAAUGUCGACCCCAGCCACAGCAAUAAUUCGUCCUUAAAUUCAAGUACGGCCCCGCCACCAAGUCCCUGGGAAACACGUCGUAUGAAAGUCGACCUAAUUGAAGCGCGAACAAGGAUUGCCAAGUUACGUCAAGAAAUUGAUCGUUUGCACAAAUUAAAGCAAGAAUCUGAAACUCUAUUAGAAAACCGUGUUACCGAAUUGAAAAAGCAGUGCGAUUUUUCUACUAGCAAAGUGCAGGACUUGGAGAAGCAUUUACAGGUGAUACGUAAACGUGAAAAUGUAGCCAAACAGGAGCUUAUCAAAUCACAUAGUGAAGCACAGCAACAGAAGAACAAUUUUGAAGACACUAUUUUAAAAUUGCAAAAAGCUAAGCACGAAUUAGAAGAUGACGCCAGGCUAAUGCAAAAUAGCAUGUCUAAUGAAUUGAGCGAAUUUAGACGGCAUGUGGAGAAAAUAGAAUUGGAGUUAGAAUUAAGUGCGGAUGAAUUAGAGACAGUUAAACAUCAACUAUCCGAUUAUAAAUCCAAAGCUUCUGCUUUUGACGAUCUGAAAUUGCGUUAUGAGCAAACCUGUCAAGAACUUGAACUCUCUAAUUCACGGGUCAAAGAAUUGGAAUUUGACAUUGCUUCUUACAGUGAUUGGAAAGAGAUUACUAAGAAUUCUCAGGCGCGCUUGCUCAGCAUACCGGACAUGGACAAAGAAUUGGAACGACUGCGUUCUAAUAACAAACACCUUCAAGAUUUAUUGGGCAAUAAACUGCUAUUAGAAGAGCAAGUUUAUGAUUUAAGACAACGAUUGGAAAAAGAAGAAGGCGCUCGUUCUGAAAUUGCUGCCUUGGAAGUACAAUUAAAGCACUCACAGCAUGAACUUAAAGAGUGGAUCAAAAUUGCUCAAGAUCAUUGUGCCCCAAAUACUCUGGUUUCCCCUAUAGCUUUGCGAGCUCGCGUCGAGGAUCUAUUGCAAAACGAUGUCAUUAUGAUUUCUGAAAAAAAUUCGAAGCUCACGGAAACAAAAUCAAUAGAAUCCGAAUUAUUAAAUUUCAAGCAAAAAUGCGACAUUUACGCCAAAAAUGUGGAUGAGUUGAAUGUGGCUCUAAGACGUCAUAAAGCUUUUAAAGAUCGUAUUCAAAAGAAGCUAUUAUUGGUAUCAAAAGAACGUGAUUGUUAUAAACAAUUGCUGGAGAAUUUCGAGAAAGAUCUUACUAUAUCCAAUUCGGGCGUAGGAGAUCCUGGCUCCACCGAGACGCAAUUAAGAUGUCGUGUGGAAAUGCUGGAGAAGACCUUAAUGGGUUACAAAGAUAUGUGCAACAACCUGGAGAAAGAACUACACAUAAAUAAAAAUUUAAAAGCCAGCGAAGCAAGUGGGGAGAGCAUCAUUCCUAACGUCGAAGCUACAAUAGGUUACGAGCACUUCAAGAAGGAACUGGACACUUUGCGUGUGGAGAAUGAACGUUUAAGAAGACGAAAGGAGGAACUAGAGCUAGAAUUAGAGCGUCAUUGCUUGAAGAGUGACCUCAAUACCGAGAAAUAUAAAGUUGUUCACAUGUCUAUCAACCCAGCAAACGAAGCCUAUCAAAAUGCUGAGAAUUUGAUGGAAAAAUUGCAGGCAGAG
Glossina fuscipes is the source of this 1912-nucleotide messenger RNA. RefSeq names its product mitotic spindle assembly checkpoint protein MAD1 (gene Mad1). The record is from RefSeq and is a predicted model, not a curated record. Gene Ontology annotation, cellular component: nuclear envelope; mitotic spindle; kinetochore. Gene Ontology annotation, biological process: attachment of mitotic spindle microtubules to kinetochore; mitotic spindle assembly checkpoint signaling. The transcript has 4 exons. NCBI's taxonomy places the organism in Eukaryota, Metazoa, Arthropoda, Insecta, Diptera, Glossinidae. The annotation marks the transcript as partial.